This is a messenger RNA of Chaetura pelagica (chimney swift), 486 nucleotides long. RefSeq names its product transcription factor HES-5-like. Gene Ontology annotation, molecular function: DNA-binding transcription factor activity, RNA polymerase II-specific; protein dimerization activity; RNA polymerase II cis-regulatory region sequence-specific DNA binding. The transcript has 3 exons. Gene Ontology annotation, biological process: regulation of neurogenesis; anterior/posterior pattern specification; regulation of transcription by RNA polymerase II. Bases 1 to 486 code for a protein of 161 amino acids. The record is from RefSeq and is a predicted model, not a curated record. NCBI's taxonomy places the organism in Eukaryota, Metazoa, Chordata, Aves, Apodiformes, Apodidae. Gene Ontology annotation, cellular component: nucleus.
AUGGCUCCCAGCACUGUGUUCAUGGAGCCCAACAACCUGCUGUCACCAAAGGAGAAAAACAAACUGAGGAAGCCGGUGGUGGAGAAACUGCGCCGCGACCGGAUUAACAGCAGCAUCGAGCAGCUGAAACUGCUGCUGGAGAAGGAAUUUCAGAGACACCAGCCCAACUCCAAGCUAGAGAAAGCUGACAUCCUGGAGAUGACUGUCAGCUACCUGAAGCAGCAGAGCCAGCUGCAGAUGAAAAUUGCUGGAUCCUUCCACAAAAGUUCUCAGUUUGACUUCAGAGAGGGCUAUUCUAGGUGUUUGCAAGAAGCUUUUAAUUUCCUCUCUCUUCAUAAAGUCCGAACUGAAACACAGACCAAACUUCUAAGCCACUUCCAGAAGAGCCAGUCACCUGCCAUGGAGGUCGUCUAUUCCCCGGGGACCCCCAGCACCCUGAAACAAGCAUCUCCGAAAGUCACCAGCACUCUCUGGAGGCCCUGGUAG